AUGGCCGCACGAUCCGCAGCCCUGAAGCUCGACUGGGCCAAAGUGACGACCUCGCUGGGCCUGCGCGGCCAGACCGUCGCGUCCCUGCAGGCUUUCAAGUCGCGCAACGACAACGCGAAGCGCAAGGUGCAGCAGCUGUCCGAGCUCCCCACGGCCGUCGACUUCGCCCAGUACCGCUCCACGCUCAAGAACCAGGCCGUCGUCGACGAGAUCGAGAAGCGCUUCAAGGCCUUCAAGCCCGCCACCUACGACAUCUCCCGCCAGCUCAAGGCCAUCGACACGUUCGAGGCCGAGGCCGUCAAGAACGCCCAGGCCACCAAGGAGAAGGUCGACCUCGAGCUGCAGGACCUCACCAAGACGCUGCAGAACAUCGAGCAGGCUAGGCCCUUCGAGGACCUCACUGUGGACGAUGUUGCCGCCGCUGAGCCUUCGAUCGACGAGAAGACCUCCAAGCUGGUUUCCAGAGGCCGCUGGGGCGUCCCCGGAUACAAGGAAAAAUUCGGCGACCUCUCCGUGCUAUAG
Messenger RNA from Diaporthe citri, 522 nucleotides. RefSeq lists its product as uncharacterized. The coding region runs from base 1 to 522 and encodes 173 amino acids. The record is from RefSeq and is a predicted model, not a curated record. The transcript has 4 exons. Gene Ontology annotation, biological process: proton motive force-driven ATP synthesis. Lineage: Eukaryota; Fungi; Ascomycota; Sordariomycetes; Diaporthales; Diaporthaceae. Gene Ontology annotation, molecular function: proton transmembrane transporter activity.